This is a messenger RNA of Gaeumannomyces tritici R3-111a-1, 3917 nucleotides long. RefSeq names its product C6 finger domain-containing protein. The record is from RefSeq and is a predicted model, not a curated record. Bases 279 to 2894 code for a protein of 871 amino acids. NCBI's taxonomy places the organism in Eukaryota, Fungi, Ascomycota, Sordariomycetes, Magnaporthales, Magnaporthaceae. Gene Ontology annotation, biological process: regulation of DNA-templated transcription. Gene Ontology annotation, molecular function: zinc ion binding; DNA-binding transcription factor activity, RNA polymerase II-specific. The transcript is spliced from 2 exons.
CCUCCACGCCGUCCGUCGCCGUGCCGGACUGUGUGUGUGUGUGUGUGCCAGCCAGCCAGUGUGCGCCAGUGCUUCCACGACGGGGCGCUCACUAACCGAUUUCUGAAGCCCCUUGGCCUCGACCUCCUCUUUUCCCCCAACAUCAGUCCUGACCCUCGCCCAAACCUGCCCCUGAUCUCGCUCGAGAUCCCGACAGAAAGAGCGGUGUCCAGGUCCAUUCCGAUACAAUACUAUCAAACUCCUCGACCCGCGAGAAAAGCCUGGUCCCCCCGUUCAGAAUGUCCUUCGACUUCAGCACCGCCGCCGGAGGAGAGGUCGUCUUGUUAGAACAGCUCGCCUACGACCCUCGCGACAACUACCAGCAGUACACGACCUCCGCGGCCGCCUCCUCCGCCCUCACGACCGCGUCGCCCAUCACAAUGUCGCCCGUGUCACAGUCAAAUCGCCAGAGCCCUGGCGUCUCAUGGCAGGUCUCGUUUGACAUGACAGCCCCGGUGGCCGCCGUCGCCGGCACCCACUCGCCCACCUCACAGAGCCACUCGGUCUCGUCGCCCGAGGACUCGCCACAGGCGCCCUCGCCGGGCCACCACAGCUCCGCCGCCUCAAGUCCGCUGCAGCACCAGCUCUCGCCGUACCAGACCGCCGCCCACCCGCUCCUGACUGACUGGGCCCUCCAGCAGCAACAGCAGCAGCAACAAGUCCAGUCGCAGCAGACCCAGGUUCCCCAGGACCUGCAGCUGUACCAGGACAACACGGCGGCCGCCAUGAUGAGCUUCAACCCGUUCGUGCAGACCAACUUCCCUCAUGCGAUCGAGUACCUGCCCGCCACCACCACGGCGACCCUCGACACGGCCAUCCAGCUGGAGCCGACGUUCAACAGCAUAUCGCCCGUCGACGAUAGCGCCCAGCAGCAGGCCAUGCAGUGGAGUCUGGGCAUGGCCAACUGGCAGGACUUUGGCGCGACUGCCUUGACAUACGCGCAGGCCGACGGCCUGCCCCGCGUGGGCAGCCUGGGCAGCCACUCGCCCACGAACUCGUACCUCGAGGUUCUCUCGCUUGGGUCGGGCAGCGACAAUGGCUGGGCCACCGUGGACUUCCCAGCCUACGAGACCGCCGCGGCUUUCCAGCAGCAGGUGCAGAGCACGGCCAUCUUCAACCCCGGCCAGACCCUGCACUUGAGGACCAACUCGGAUUCGUCCAACUCGGAUGGCGGCAACUCUCUCGAUUUUGGAAACAGCUCGCUCGAGUUUGGUAGCUACGAGGAGGUCAACUUCCCGUACUCACCCUUUUCGCCCGAGUCGGACACUCUGGACACGACGGCUGCCCAUCGCGGCUGCUUCCAUGGCGAUGGCCACCAGCACCAGCACCAGCACCAGCACCAGCACCAUCACCACCACCAAACUGCGCCUACCGAGAUCAUCAGCCCCGCGGCCGCCGUGGGCCCCAUGCCCAUCAAGGCUGCCGCGCCGGCAAGUAGGCCCGCCCAGGCCAGCGGCUCCGGUGCCGGUGCCAGCUCCUCGUCGGCCUCGCCUCCUGCGCGCCGCACCUCGGGCCCUCGCAAGAGCCCCAUCGCCAAGCCGACCAAGUCCGUCAUUCGCCGGACCUCGACCGGCAAGGAGGUCGCCACGGGUGAGAAGAAGGUUGGCCGCCGUAAGGGUCCCCUCCGUCCCGACCAGAGGAAGCAGGCCAGCGAGAUCAGGAAGCUCCGCGCCUGCCUCCGCUGCAAGUUCCUCAAGAAGACUUGCGACAAGGGCGAGCCGUGCGCUGGCUGCAAGCCCUCGCACGCCCGCCUUUGGCAGGUGCCGUGCACGCGCAUCGACAUCAAGGACGUCAACUACUUCAUGAAGGACUGGAAGGCCGACUACGAGCGCCACCUCGACCGUGGCGUCUCGGUCUACAACGUCAAGGGCUUCUCGCAGAAGGAGACGCUCAUGUGGAUCACUCACGGCUACGGCUACUGCCUGCCCGUCAUGGUCCGCGAGGUCUUCGUGGCCGACGACAGCUGCUUCCAUGUCGACUGGGUCGAGUCUCACCUGACUGACCAGGAGCCCAUCGACUUCGAGAUCCGCACCGAGCGCCUCGACGUCGGCCAGGAGGGCAUCCGCAUCGACGCGCUCGACGAGUACCUCGACAAGCACAUCGACCAGUCGUGGGAGAGCUUUGUUGACGACCACUUUGACGGCACUCCCUUUAUCAGCGAGAUCCUCAAAACCGCUCACCGCUUUUACGUCAAGGAGAAGUCGCCCGUGAUCCGCAAGGCCCUCAAGCUGGUGCUGGCCUACAACCUGACGCUGCACAUCACCCUCGUCGAGCAGCAGGGCUCCGAGAACAUGGCCGAGGGCCAGAUCGACGACGAGGACUCCAAGUACUUUGGCAAGGUCGUCGCUCCCGUCAUGAUCAACUUCCAGAUCAAGUGUGCCAUGGCCGACAUGUGGCGUGAGCUUCAGAAGGACAUCCUCGAGGAGCUCUCGGCGCUGUACUCGAGCGUCUACAGCGGCGACCGCCUCAAGAACUGGCCCACCAUCUUCAUGCUGGCCGCCAUCCUCCUGUGCGUCUGGGAGGAGAUGCAGUUCGACUGCCACUACCGCAUCCCCGACCCCAUCGCCGUCGACAAGUUCUGCAACGACAUGGAGUCGAUGCCCGUCGGUGUCAUUGUUGGUCUCUUCCACGCCAUCUCGCAGAAGCUCCCUGCCUUUACCGACUGGGACACGCGCCGUCACGGCCAGCUCCUGAACAACAACCCGGCCGUCUGCGAGGCCAUGACCGAAGUGCGCCAACACGUUAUCAAGCACGAGGCCUACCUGCGGACCCGCCAGGACGCCAAGUUUGACCGCUACGACUUUGACUCGCUAUCCAACAAGUUCCUGUCAAAGCUGGUCAUCCGCGCCAACUAAGACUCAUCUCCCAACCCCGACGACUUCGCUAAUGCGGGAAACGCCAAUGCGGACGUCUGCGGUUUGGCCUUGAUCGGCCCGAUAUCAGUGUUGUCUUCGAUUCUUCAAGGCAAGGACCUGCUUCAUGAGCAAGUCUCUCUUUUUUUUUAUGAACACUUGUUUCCUUUGUCGACCUUUCCUUUGUCACAUGUCUUGGUCCAUUCAGCGACGGCGUUCCUCCCUCCACUUCGACCUCGAUAUCUUUUAACUGCCCACGAUUUCGACGCACUCACUCACGGCUGGUCCCCGGAACCAAACGAAGCAUCGCGACGACACGCUAAAAAAAAACGAUACUUAUGACGGCCUCGCGCCCGGAGCACUUCACGACCUCACUCUUUGCUUUAUCGUCCACAAGUUUGAUGAUCCUAUUUCUCAUAUGAAUUGUAUGACUGGGUUUGGAUAUCUGCUCUUCUUUUCCUCACUGCGUUUUUUUCCAUCUAGUUUGAUCAUGUUUCCGUUUUGCUUUCUUUUUCCUUUGUCGCUCGCUUUGCCCCUAGGGCGCAACCUACCUGAUGACACCGGUGCCGCAAGAGGACACGGACUUCCGGGAUGACGGUUUAGUAUGGUUUAUUUUUGCCCCUUUGCCUACGUUUUUUCGUAUUCACGAGACACUGCAAGUUAAGCGGAAUAAGGACAGAAAGCAUAUAGAUAUAUGCGAGCAUUGGAUCUGGCGUUUUGAUGAUGACCCUGACGAUACGGUCUUGUCAUGACAAAGCACGAGAGGAUACUGCGGUGUUUUACUGUUUCCUGUGUACUGCCCCUCCAGACGGCAGCAGGUUACCUUGGCGGUCUUUUUUAUUUCUUUGGUUGCAUCUUGGAUAUUAAAAAGGACGGGCGUCUCUCUGAUCACUCGGAGGAGCCAGAUCCGGCCGCCCAUUUUCUUGAGCACUAGAGAGACAAGACAAAAGAAAAGAUCGUUGCCUAGCACAAAUCCAAGGUUGAUUUUUUUUUUUUUCGCUUCCUCCUUUUUGAGCUGAUGUCAAA